AUUCAUUUUCCCUGAUUCAGCAGAUGCGUGGGCCUUGGCAAGGACUAUUUAUUGCAACACUUGGUGGGGUAACAACCAGGAAAGCAUCAAUACAAAUCGGACACAUGUCUGUGACAUUUAACCGAAACUUAGGGGUGGUUACAGGAGAUGGGUGGGAAUUAAUGGAAUCGAAAUCAAAUCACGGAGGGAGAUUUUCUAAACCAGCAUGGUGGAUUGGAGGUGUUGCAGUGUGUUUAGGAUUGCUCUAUCUUCUCCUGCUAGUUGUUAUCAUAGCCAUGGUGGGCCAAUACAUCAGACCGAGCCCUCUGACAGACGCUGAACAUCCGCCCACCGCACUCACCACCUGUCAAAAUGUGACUUCACAAUAUUUCCAGUUGCAAGGCAGAUACAACACCUUGUCAGAAAGCAAUAAGCAAUUAGAGACUAAGAUCUGCUCUCUGACCAAAGAGAAGGGCACGGUCGAGGGGGAACGAGAUCGCCUUCAAAAUCAGCGAGACGCCCUUCAGAACCAACGAGACGUGCUAGAAAGCGAGCGAAACGCCCUCCACGAUGAACGCGACGGCCUCAAAAUUGAACGAGGUACUAUCAGGACUGAGCUGGACACACUUCAUAAUGAGCAGGAGGUCCUCACAAAUGAGCGAGACACCUUCAAAGUUGAGCAUGACGUCCUCAAAAUCGAAGAAGAAAAGCUCAAGCAUGAGGUGGACACCCUAAAGAAUGAUAAAGAGACACUUGAACAGGAACGAGACACCCUUCAAAUUGAGCAUGAAGUUCUCAAAAGUGAGCGUGAUACUCUCAAGAUAGAUAAAAGCUCUCUCCACAAGGAGCAAGAGGUUCUCAAAAAUGAGCGAGACAACCUCAAGAAUGAGAAAGACAUCCUCCAAAAAGAACAAGAAGCUCUCAAACGUGAGAGAGAUGGCCUCAAACAUGAGAAAGUUACCCUUCAAACAGAGCGAGAUGGCCUCAGGGCAGAGCGGGACAACCUCACAGUUGAGCGGGACCAACUGAAAUCAGUGUCCAGCAACCUGACCAACGAGCUGGAGGUGCUGCAGAGCCGAUUCAGCAAAGUAGUUGCAAGUCGAGACGGCUUUAAGGAGGAGGCUCAUGCGUUGAAUAAAGACAGAACAGAAAAACUGUGCCCAACAAAUUGGGUUAAAUUCAAGGAGAAAUGCUAUUUCAUCUCGGACAAAGGCGACAGCAAUUCAUGGAGAUCGAGCAGAAGAAAGUGUCAAGACCGAGGAGGUGACCUGGUCAUUGUCACCUCAAAAGAAGAGCAGGAUUUUAUUGUUACAUAUUAUGAUCGAGUGUGGAUCGGUCUGUCUGACUUGGCGCAUGAGGGCAAGUGGAAGUGGGUGAAUGGAGACGAACUGAACUUUGAUGGAUUUUGGCAGAAAGGGGAGCCGAAUGAUGAUUCCAGUUCCGAGGACUGUGUGGAGUUGUCACGUUCAGGGCAGGGAUGGAACGACUUACCCUGCAGCACUGAACUCGCUUGGAUUUGUGAGGAUGAAUGACUUUAACGUACAAUCCAUUUUUUCAGUUACAUUUUAACAUGCUUACCUGUCAUACGAGUGUAGAACAAAGUCAACCACUGUGCUAAUAAAGAAAAACAAAAUACAAA
Molecule: messenger RNA, 1618 nt
Organism: Syngnathus acus (greater pipefish)
Lineage: Eukaryota; Metazoa; Chordata; Actinopteri; Syngnathiformes; Syngnathidae
Product: CD209 antigen-like
Exons: 4
Coding region: 24-1511 (495 amino acids)
Source: RefSeq, a predicted model, not a curated record